This is a messenger RNA of Salmo salar (Atlantic salmon), 861 nucleotides long. The record is from RefSeq and is a predicted model, not a curated record. Lineage: Eukaryota; Metazoa; Chordata; Actinopteri; Salmoniformes; Salmonidae.
AUGUGUGAGUGUGAGGUGUGUGAGUAUGAGGCGUGUGAGGUGUGUGAGUAUGAGGCGUGUGAGGCGUGUGAGUAUGAGGCGUGUGUGGCGUGCAGUAUGAGGCGUGUGAGUAUGAGGCGUGUGAGGCGUGCAGCUAUGAGGCGUGUGAGUAUGAGGCGUGAGGCGUGUGAGUAUGAGGCGUGUGAGGCGUGUGCGUAUGAGGCGUGUGCGUAUGAGGCGUGUGCGUAUGAGGCGUGUGCGUAUGAGGCGUGCGCGUAUGAGGCGUGUGAGGCGUGCGAGUAUGAGGCGUGUGAGGCGUGCGAGUAUGAGGCGUGUGAGGCGUGCGAGUAUGAGGCGUGUGAGGCGUGCGAGUAUGAGGAGUGUGAGUAUGAGGCGUGCGAGUAUGAGGCGUGCGAGUAUGAGGCGUGCGAGUAUGAGGCGUGUGAGUAUGAGGCGUGUGAGGCAUGUGCGUAUGAGGCGUGUGAGUAUGAGGCGUGUGAGGUGUGUGAGUAUGAGGCGUGUGAGGUGUGUGCGUAUGAGGCGUGUGAGGCGUGUGAGUAUGAGGCGUGUGAGUAUGAGGCGUGUGAGGCGUGCGAGUAUGAGGCGUGCGAGUAUGAGGCGUGCGAGUAUGAGGCGUGUGAGUAUAAGGCGUGUGAGUAUGAGGCGUGUGAGUAUGAGGCAUGUGAGGCGUGUGAGUAUGAGGCAUGUGAGGCGUGUGAGUAUGAGGCGUGUGAGUAUGAGGCGUGUGAGUAUAAGGCGUGUGUGGCGUGUGAGUAUGAGGCGUGUGUGGCGUGUGAGUAUGAGGCGUGUGAGGCGUGUGAGUAUGAGGCGUGCGAGUAUGGGGCGUGUGAGGCGUGUGAGUAUGAGGCGUGUGAGGCGUGA